AUGUCCGGUCGCAAGGACUUUCUGAGCCAGCCGGCGCCCGAGAAUUAUGUGGCCGGCUUGGGUAGAGGUGCGACAGGAUUCACAACCCGCUCAGAUCUUGGUAUGUACUCACAGUUUAGACACGAUCCGUUCACGACUCUGACUUGUUCCCAAGGACCCGCGCGUGAAGGACCUAGUGAAGAGCAGAUCAAGGAAGCUCUUGCCAAACGUGCCGCCCAGCUUGGAAAUGCACCGCCGACAGCAUACGGAGUUCCUGGAAAGAAGGAGGACGACGAUGACGACGAUGAACGCUUCCAGGACCCCGAGAACGAGACUGGACUGUUUGCCAGUGGAAACUACGAUCGCGAGGAUGACGAGGCCGACAAGAUCUACGCCGAAGUAGAUGCAAAGAUGGACAAGAGACGCAGAGCCAGACGCGAAGAACGCGAACGGAAAGAAAGAGAAGAAUACGAGCGCAACAACCCCAAGAUCCAACAGCAGUUUGCCGACCUGAAGAGAGAGCUCGGAGGUCUCACUGAUGAAGACUGGCAAAAUAUCCCCGAAGUUGGAGACUUGACAGGCAAGAACCGCAGAGCAAAGGCCAACUUGCGCGAGAGGUUCUACGCUGUCCCAGACAGUGUCUUGGCCGGUGCAAGAGAUUCAACGCAGUUCGACACGACUGUCAACGAUGAGGGAGCUCAAACGAGUGCGGCCGCAGACAACCUGGAAGGUGCCAUGACCAAUUUCGCUCACAUUGGAGCUGCAAGAGACAAGGUGCUGCAAGUUCGUUUGGAUCAGGCUGCCCAAGGCGACGCCGCUUCUGGAACUGCUACAAGCAUCGAUCCGAGAGGUUACCUGACCUCUUUGACCAAGUCUGAAGUCAAGGCUAGCGAAAUUCCUGUCGCCGACGUCGCAAGAGCGCGUGAGCUGCUCAGAUCUGUCAUCAACACCAACAAAAAGCACGGCCCGGGAUGGAUUGCUGCAGCUCGUCUGGAAGAAUUUGCGGGAAAGAUUGUUGCUGCACGAAAUCUGCUGGCACAGGCGGUGGAAUUCUGUCCAAAGUCCGAGGAUGUCUGGCUAGAAUCCAUGCGCCUGAAUGAGAACCACAACGCCAAAAUCAUCGCCAAGGAAGCCCUCAAAUACAACGACCGUUCGGUGCGCCUCUGGGUGGAAGCAAUGAAGCUGGAAACCAUCAUGUCAAACAAAAAGCGAGUUCUAAGGCAAGCUCUGGAUCAUGUCCCUCAGUCUGUCGCAAUCUGGAAGGAGGCCGUCAACCUUGAGGAAGACCCAGCCGAUGCUCGACUUUUGCUCGCGAAAGCUACUGAGCUGAUUCCGUUGUCUGUGGAUUUGUGGUUAGCUCUCGCUCGACUGGAGACUCCCGAAAAUGCACAAGUCGUUCUGAACAAAGCAAGAAAGGCGAUCCCAACCUCUUGGGAGAUCUGGGUGGCAGCCGCACGACUACAAGAGCAGAUUGGCGCCGAACAGAUGGUCGGGAAGAUCAUGGAUCGCGCUGUGAAGUCUUUGGCACGCGAGUCAGCCAUGCUAGAGCGCGAGCGAUGGAUCGAAGUGGCCGAGAACUGUGAAGAAGAAGGCGCAAACCUCACUUGCAAGGCUAUCGUCGAACACACUCUGGGAUGGGGACUGGACGAGGAUGAUGACCGUAAGAAAAUCUGGAGGGACGAUGCAAAAUCAUCUAUGGUCAGAGGUCGCUACCAAACAGCCCGCUCCAUCUACGCCUAUGCGAUUCGUGUAUUCCCUAACAGCAGCAUUAUCUGGUUGGCCGCAGGAGAUAUGGAACGUAACCACGGCACAAAAGAGUCGCUUGUUUCCUUGUUGGAGAAGGCUGUAGAAGCUGUACCUACCAAUGAGGUGCUGUGGAUGCAGCUCGCCAGGGAGAGGUGGAACGCAGGAGACAUCGACGAGGCUCGUAGAGUCUUGGGUAAAGCCUUCCAACAACAACCUGGAAACGAAGAUAUCUGGCUGGCAGCCGUCAAGCUCGAAGCAGACAAUGGAGAAGUCGGUCAAGCGCGCGAACUCCUUAGGACAGCACGUCAAGAGGCAGGUACUGACAGAGUCUGGAUCAAGAGUGUUGCUUUCGAGAGGCAGCAAGGUGACAGAGAGGCAGCUCUCGACCUCGUCAACCAAGGUCUACAGCUCUAUCCCAAAGCUGCCAAGCUCUGGAUGCAAAAAGGGCAAAUCUAUGACAAUAAAGGUAUGCUUGCGCAAGCACGUGAGGCCUUCAACACAGGAACCCGAGCGUGCCCACAGAGUGUACCAUUAUGGCUACUUGCGGCCCGUACAGACGAAAAGGCAGGUAUCAUUGUCAAAGCACGCAGUAUUCUUGACCGAGCACGUCUUGCAGUGCCAAAGAACCCUGAACUUUGGACCGAGUCAGUACGACUCGAGAGACGUGCUGGGAACAAUGCUGCAGCCAACCAGAAGAUGGCGCAAGCACUGCAAGAAUGUCCUACCAGUGGGUUGCUGUGGAGUGAGAGGAUCUGGCAUCUCGAGGCCCGCACUCAACGCAAGCCCCGAACGCUGGAGGCUAUCAAGAAGAACGAUAGCGAUCCUAUCUUGUAUGUCACAGCUGCACGUGUCUUCUGGGGCGAGCGCAGACUAGACAAGGCAGUGACCUGGUUCGAGAAGGCAAUUGUCCUAGAUCCAGAUAUCGGUGACUCGUGGGCAUGGUACUUGAAGUUUUUACGACAACACGGUACGGAAGAGAAGCAGGAGGAGACCAUCAACAAGUGCGUGCUCACCGAGCCCAAGCACGGAGAGGUUUGGCAGAGCGUAGCAAAGGCUCCCGAGUAUGCCAAGCUGGGUAUCGAUGAGAUUCUCAAACUCGUUGCCACUAAGUUAGACUAG
Molecule: messenger RNA, 2844 nt
Organism: Aureobasidium vineae
Lineage: Eukaryota; Fungi; Ascomycota; Dothideomycetes; Dothideales; Saccotheciaceae
Source: the annotation of a GenBank genome assembly